AAAGUUUCUCUUGAUACUAACGCACGAAUUGGGUACUUUAUAAAUUGGGUCACAAUUUUUAAUGAAAUUAAUGUUACAAACAAAGUUAACGAUUCCUAAUUGUAAACAAACAAAUUUUUGGAAUAUGUUUUGAUUUUUUGAAAAUAAAACUCGCAGAAUUGAUUAAAAUAGAUUAAUAACGAUUAAGCUAUAUCAACUAAAAUGAGUGAUGAGGAAUUCGUUAAAGGCUUCGUUGGCAAACCAUCAAGAAACAAACGAAAGCAUGUAACAUUAACUAUAGAAGAAAAACUUGAGAUCAUUAAUCUUGCUGAAGAAGGAAAACUCUCACGUCAAAAAAUAGCAACAAAGUUUGGUAUUGGAAAGAGUACCGUUCAUGAUAUUUACAAAACAAAAGAUAAAAUUCGAAUGUUUGCAGCAAUGAACGAUUCACCUGAUAUCAGUAAACGACGAAGGGUUGCUCCUAAAUUUAACGCCUUUCUCCAUGAAAAUAUGAAGGAAACAAUAGAAGGCAAAUUCAAAGAAGAAGAAGAAGAAGAAGAGGUAAUUUCUAUGGAAGAAUUUCCAUAUCAGGACUAUGAAGUUGUGUAUGAUCCGGCACUUCCUAGUUUUAAUGCAACAAUCUUCGAAAAACCAAAAGAUAAAUCCAAGGAAUUUUGUAACGAAAAAUUAGAUGCCAAGAAAAAGAUUACAACACUAACAAUUCGCGAGAAGCUGGAAGUCAUUCAGCAAGUGGAAGCUGGCACGUUAAUAUCAAAAGUCUGCGAAAUUUACAAUAUUGGAAGAACGACUGUCUACGAUAUUAUUAAGAGAAAGCAACAAAUUAUCGAAUAUCUUGAAAAGUCUAAUGACAGUCAUAGACGAACUUUCAAAAAAUCAAAAUAUCCCGAAGUUGAGGAGAUGAUGUUAAAAUGGUGUGAGAAUCAAGAAAGCUUUACAAAGCAAUCAUUCUACGAUCAAGCUAAAUUGGAGUUUGAUAAUGCUCGAGCCAAAGGUAACACUUUAAGCCCUAGUGGAUUCUGUGGAAGUUGGUCAUGGGCCAAACGAUUCUUUUGCCGACAUCCUCAAUAUAAAUGGAAACUUCUGUCAGCAUCAGGAGAACCAAUUGAUCCAUUAGAACUUGAAAUUCAUAGUGAAGAGAAUGUGAAGGAAAAUUUACAAAAAUCAGAGAUAAAGGAAGAAGAUGAAUCAUCACAGAUUGAUAAUCAAAAAUCAAAAGGAAAUAAAUUCUUAACAUCUUCCGAAAAACUCGAAGUAUUGAAUCAGAUCGAUUCUGGCAAGCCUGUCCCAAACAUAGCAGAAGAGUUUGGUGUAUCUAGAACAACAAUCUAUGAUAUCUUCAAACGACGUGUUGAAUUGCGAGAGAGAAAACUAACAAAGUCAAAUGCUCAACAAAAGAUUGUAAAAUUACCGAAAUAUCCAAAAUUAGAACAAGAGCUUCUCGACUGGUGUCUUCAGCAAAACUCAUAUCCAUUAAGUAAUGUUUUGAUUGCUGAUAAAGCUCUCUGUCUCUUUGAUACUUUAGAACUCUCUGGGAAUUUCAAACCUUCAUCAACAUGGGCCAAAAAGUUUGUUUUAAGACAUCCCGAGUUACAUAAAAAGCAAGGAAUCGUCAUUGAUGAAGAUGAUUCGGAAUCGGAAUAUAAAAUCAGUGAAAUUGAAGAGAAUGCAAAUGAAGAUUAUUUUUUAAAGGAAGAAAUUGAAGACGAACAUCACUUAGAUUCAUUUGAAGAUGUUGAACAUGAAAUGCAUGCUGAUUUUCAAGAGGAAGACAUUGGAGAAGAAGAAUAUAUUUACGAGCAACUUGAUGAACUCGAAGAUAAUCAUGAAGAUCAUGAAGUCCAAAGAGAAAUUCCCGUUGAAUUAUUUGAAACUUCACCACGAAAAGAUUUAAAUGAUUUAAAGCCAGAAGUACGUAAACAACAAUUAUUUCAAAUUCCUGAUGAAAUUGCUAUGAAAAGUUUGAAAAUUCUCAUAAAAUAUUCUGAGCAGCAAGGACACACGUACAUGCUUUCAUGCUUAACAGACUUUGAAAGACAACUCAAAGGUGAUGUCACAUAA
Messenger RNA from Clunio marinus, 2058 nucleotides. NCBI's taxonomy places the organism in Eukaryota, Metazoa, Arthropoda, Insecta, Diptera, Chironomidae. The record is from the annotation of a GenBank genome assembly.